Ctenopharyngodon idella (grass carp) is the source of this 3234-nucleotide messenger RNA. Its product is annotated as GTPase IMAP family member 7-like. Bases 16 to 738 code for a protein of 240 amino acids. Gene Ontology annotation, molecular function: GTP binding. The record is from RefSeq and is a predicted model, not a curated record. The transcript is spliced from 2 exons. Lineage: Eukaryota; Metazoa; Chordata; Actinopteri; Cypriniformes; Xenocyprididae.
UGGUGUUUUUCAGUUAUGGAGCAAUAUGUCAACCAGCCGCUAGUCACUCGUGAUCUUCGGAUUCUGCUGAUCGGUAAAACUGGUUCAGGAGUGAGCGCUUCUGGAAACACUAUCCUGGGAGAAAAUGUGUUUCCAUCCAGGCGGAGCCUGACCUCCAUCACUGACAGAUGCCAAAAACACACGGCUGAAGUGUCAAACAGAAGAGUUACUGUACUGGAUACACCAAACUUCUUUAAUUCAUCUGACAUUGAUCUGAGUGUGGAGUUAAAGAGAGGACUGAACAUGUGCUCUCCAGGAAUCCAUGUGAUCCUUCUGGUUCUCCCUUUACACACUUUCACUCAGCAAGACGCAGAUACUGUGUUCUUAUUCAAGCAGAUGUUUGGAGAGAAGGCCAUGAAACACACAUUUGUCCUCUUCACACAUGGAGACGAGCUUCAGAAUCAAUCUCUUGAUCAACUAAUAAGACGAAACGCAGAGCUGUCCAAACUAACAGAGGAGUGUGGAGGAAGAUUUCACCUGCUGAACAACAAAGAUCUGAACAACAGAGAUCAGGUCACCAAACUCCUGAUGAAGAUCCAACGAAUGGUGUAUGACAAUGAGAACAGCUGCUACACUUUACAGAUGUUUAAAGAUCAGUCGCUCAGAGUAUUUCUGCUGAGAUUUAUGAAGCCCAAAUACCUGUAUGCAGUCAGUGUUGUCAUUGUGUUUGCAUUGAUUUAUGUUAACAUUGGGGCGUGAGAUUAAGCAAUCGCACUCUGCCAUUCAGUGUUCUCCUGUGUUUAUUAGGGAGUCACUUUAAUUAUAAUUAGUCACCAUAAUGGGUCGGUCUAUAUCCCUUUUAGCUGCCCCACCAAAAAAAAAAAAGGCAUUUGAAAAAUUGUUUGUUUGCAUUUCUUAUCUACUUAUGUCGCUAGUUAUCACACUCAAUAUAUAUAUAUUUUUUUCAACACAUCCCAUAAUUUUUAAAAUAUCGGCCUCUACCAAAUGGUUGAUAUGUCACUUUAUGGUAAAGUACCGAAUUCAUACACAUGCUAUGGAAAUCAGAAAAUAUGAACUACAAUACUAAUUUAUUUAAAAACAAUCAAAAUAAAAUAGUUUCGUAUAUUGAAUCUUUAGUUAUUGAAGUAUGCCAUAAAAUAGUUCAGGUUUUCAUUUUAACACAGGAAAUGAUAUGUUUUCUUGUUUUUUAACAAUAAAAAAAAAACAAACAAAAAACACACAAAUAACUAAAAGUAACAAAAAAUGUCUCAGGUUACGUAUGUAACCAUUGUAGUGCCUCGUUCAACAAAGAUUACCAAAUGACUUUGACCAAAUACUAAUUUUGGACAAUGAUUUACCCCUCCCUGACUUAAUUCUUGUUCCCUCAGGCAACAAACACACAACGAACAUGCAACAGUUGUUCAUUUGUUUCCAAACUCAUUCAGCAUUAAGAGAAGUGGUAACGUGACUUAAGAACAGAGACUAUCUGUUCGAAAGGCCUUCCUGAUCACAAUGAAUUUUAUCGAUCCUCUCACAAGACCGUUUGUAUUAACAAAAUGGAACAGGAAACAUUAAUGGGUCCAAUACAAAUACCUCCUUUGUACUGAGUGAUCGCAUCUGACCCUAUUUUCAACUGAUCUAUUCUUACAGACUCAAUCUCAAAUCUCAAAAGGACAAUCGUUGAGAUCAUUUAAAAGGGUUAACUAUAUUCAGAAUCAUACAUGCUAUGAUGUGAUUUCUAACUAUUGUGUGCAAUAAGUAUGUGCAAGAGGUGUAUCAUGUUUGACUUUGAAUUACAGGAUUUAUUAUUCUCUAUAAUGCUGUGUGCAUGAAACAUUAAAAUUCUGUAUCAGGGAGAUAUUAGGAACUUUAUAAAGUUACUAAUCAAAACAGGAAAAUGUUCCACGAACGUCACAUGAUGCAAUUGUAACGAGUUAAAAGUAAAUACAAGUUGAAUGUAACACAUUGCUUUUUCACUAAAAUCCUUCUAUUGUAUUUUGUAUUUAUUUAUUUCUGUUUUUCUUUGAAUAAUAUAUGUUGAUUCUACUGUUCACUAUUUAGACUUUUAUUUUGACAUUUUCUUCUGGCGCUCUGCUGACGCCAUUUUCAAGUGACUGCGCGCCUCUCGCCAGUUCACAUUGGUUAUGCUGGGGAGAGGAUUGUCUCGUGAAACGCCCACCAGAGUGAGAUAUGAACUUUAUACAUGUUAAUCCACAGGUAUUUCACUUUUAUUGUCUUUCAUGUUCUUUUAUAUUCUUGUACUGUGUUAAUUCUAUAAUGUUUCAGUGUUAAUGUUAUUUUCUCAACUGUUACACAAAAUGAGUUCACAUUGGUUAUGCUGGGGAGAGGAUUGUCUCGUGAAACGCCCACCAGAGUGAGAUAUGAACUUUAUACAUGUUAAUCCACAGGAGUGAAGUUAAUGCUGGCCGUGGCUGUCAUUAAAAUCCCUUUUGGUGAACCGCAUUAGAAGUGUCCUGAGUCUUCUUAAACACAACGCAGAUGAUAGUAACGGCGGUCAGCAACGGACCGGUUACACAAUCAAUGAACAAAGAAGAAACAGUACGGGGCGUGUCUAAGCUCCGUAGCAGCGUCUCAUUGGAGAAUCGCGUCGGAGGACGUGACCAAAGUCUCCCCUUAUAACCAUUAUGCCAAAAAAGCACGCGGCUGACUAUUUUCAUCAAAGAGCCGCGGCUGACAUUUUUCCUCAAACAGCCAUAGCUGAUUUUUCCAUCCAGCAGCCAUAGCUGAUUUUUUUCAUCAAACAGCCGUCACAUCUAGAACUCUGAAACACUCUGUUGAACUUCGUGACCGAAGAUCUCCAAAGCCGAGAGCCGCUCAAGCAACAGACUCUCAGAAGAGUUUUCAGCGCGUCACCAGCCGGCAACUGCCUUCCAAAGCUCCCGCGCAACCCAACGCAGGGCUUCCCCGAGAGACGUCACCUCAAAGACGUUUAACACGAGCCAUGGAACAACCCGAUUACCUCAGCUGUCAAAGCGAACUCAGGUACAAGCAAAAUUCUCUCUCUCUUGCUGGAACUGGUGAAAAUCCUUUAAGCAGAAAGAAUCAAGUCAAAGCUCUGCUUUUGUGAUUUUUCUCAAGUUGCGAUUUUAAUUAUUAGUACUGAAGUUGGGACUUUCUUUAUAACUCAUAUAAACUCCGCGAAUGUCUGUGUGCGUAUGUGUGUGUUUAGCCUUAGUUUCUUGUAAUCAUUAGAAGUAGUUCAAUAAAGUCUUGUUUGAUUUUUCACGCAUACAA